CCGUUGUGUUGGUAAUUAUACGGAUGUCAACUGUCAUGACUUCUUUGACUUCUGGUUGGGAUUAAUGGUAGCGGGCCUCCUCAUCAUCUUCGCCCUCAGUGCGCUGUCAAACGCUCUGCUGAUGUACAUCAUCGCCCACUUUGAGAAAACCAAGAGAGCCUUAAAUCUCUUCUUCCUCUGCCUCGCCGUCUUCGAUUUCCUGUUCACCCUCACUCUGCUGUUCUUGGCUGUCGAAUUCCUGUACCACUUCAACUGCGUGUUUGGAGAGGCGGCCUUCAAGAUCAUCAAAGGGGCUUUCUUCACGGGCCAGUCGGGAGGUCUUGUACUGUUGACGGCCAUGACGUUGGACCGCUUCUGCACCGCGGUUUUGAACGCAUGGCGGCCCCUGACCCAAACUGUGUCGUUUGCUCGAGUGCUCUGCGUGACCACAUGGAUCUUCAGCAUGGCAGCAAGCCUCAGAUAUUUACUUCUCCCUGAGAAUUACGAGUAUUACUCUUUGUAUCUCCCCUCUGGAGGACUUGGCUACAUCAUGGAAGACGUGUUUCUGUUUCUGAUACCUCUCGUCAUCAUCGUGUCUUGCUACCGCUGUAUUCUGAGGACGGUCCUGUCUAUGCCACACACGAGAGACAGGCGAAGAAAGUUGAUGCUCCUGUUUAGCCACAUCGCUGCUUUUGUGGUCUGUUUUGUGCCCUACAAUGUUCUGGUGUGCUACAAAAGGUUUUACGGCAUGUCAGGCUGUGACGCAAACUAUGAGAUGCUGUACCUCACCAGUUACAUCCUCGCUCGCUCCUACUGUGUUGUCAAUCCGCUCCUGGGAUUAGCUUGUUCCCACACAGUUUAA
Engraulis encrasicolus (European anchovy) is the source of this 841-nucleotide messenger RNA. Its product is annotated as C-X-C chemokine receptor type 1-like. The transcript is spliced from 2 exons. The record is from RefSeq and is a predicted model, not a curated record. Gene Ontology annotation, biological process: calcium-mediated signaling; G protein-coupled receptor signaling pathway; positive regulation of cytosolic calcium ion concentration. Lineage: Eukaryota; Metazoa; Chordata; Actinopteri; Clupeiformes; Engraulidae. Gene Ontology annotation, cellular component: membrane; external side of plasma membrane. Bases 65 to 841 code for a protein of 258 amino acids. Gene Ontology annotation, molecular function: C-C chemokine receptor activity; C-C chemokine binding.